Molecule: messenger RNA, 3018 nt
Organism: Ambispora gerdemannii
Lineage: Eukaryota; Fungi; Glomeromycota; Glomeromycetes; Archaeosporales; Ambisporaceae
Source: the annotation of a GenBank genome assembly
AUGGAAUCAAAAAACACACAGGUCACUUUUAAAGCCUGUUUUAAUUCAGAGCUGCGCCGCGUUUCGUUUCCUAGGUCUUCUGAAAUUAAAUAUAGCACUCUUUACUCGCGGCUCGGCGCUCUUUUUGAAUUGGUUCACUUCAAAAUACGUUACUCUGAUGAAGAUGGUGACCCAAUAAUAAUUGAAAAUGACCAUGAUUUGAACGAGGCAAUUGUCCACUUAUCAAGCUUAAGUCGCAACCAAAAUAAGCUUAUUGUCCGUUUGUUCUUGGAGAAGACCAAUCUUCCUACCAUUCCUGUUACUCCUGCUCAACCACCACAAUCUCAGUUAACAAAAAAAGCAAGUAAAGCGGCUCUUCAAAAAUCGGCCCGUGCUAAAGAGACUAGUAGCAGCAGCAGUAAAAGUAGUAAUGCCUCGUCUUCGAAAGAAGCCUCAUCAAAUGUUGAGCAGCCAACCACCGUUGAAAAUAUUGAUAACCAAAUCGAACGAGUGGUUAAUAGCGGCUUCAAAAAUAUACAAGAGAUGGUCCAAAACAUGGUUUCACAAAUCAGCAGUUCAAUUGAACGUGACCUCUCCAUGAGUAUAUCCAACUUGAAUGCCAUCACUACUGUAUCGCGGGAGCAAAUUAACGAUGAACCAAAGGCGCAUCAAUUAAACACUAGCAGCAAUAACACUAACAGCAAUAAUGAUGAUAAAAAGGAUCACGACGGGGAAACCAAUAAACCUAUUAACGAAAUUGGUAGCAGUACCUCGAAAACAACUGAAACACAACAAAUUUCCCGAUCUGUACCAAGCUCAUUGACAGAACCUGUUGUCCAUCAUGGAAUAAUUUGUGAUAGUUGCCACCUAGUCAUCCAAGGAAUGCGAUGGAAAUGCCAAAUAUGUCCAAAUUUCGACUUGUGCCAAACGUGCAAAUCUAAAGCACCAUCUAUCCAUCGUCAUCCAAGUACUCAUAAUUUCCGUCCAAUUCCAUAUCCAACCUCUAUCUCUAAAACUCAAUCCACUCCAAAUCUACAUUCCGCAAUUUGUGAUUAUUGCGAGUCUGUAAUAUUUGGAAUUCGACAUAAAUGUAUAAAUUGUCCUGAUUUUGAUCUUUGCACUAAUUGCAUUUCUCUUGCACCUAUGCAACAUCCGAACCAUACCUUUAUGCCGAUCCACCGACCAGGAGAACCGGAAAUCAAGAUACCAGAUUCUAUUAAUCAUCCUGGUAUCCGUUGCGAUGGAUGCAGCAAGGCGAUUAAUGGUGUCCGAUAUAAGUGUGGUAACUGCUCAGACUAUGACCUUUGUGGUAACUGUGAAGCCUCCCCGUUGAAUAAACAUAAUGAAACUCACGUAUUCAUCAAAAUCAAGAAACCAGUCUCUCUUCCAAUCUCUUCGCGCGAACCAUUACUUCAGAACUUUUAUUCACGUACCGAGCAUAAGUCACCCAGGGCAAAAUAUUGCUCCAACUUAGCUGAAGUUUUAAAGAAGACAAAAUCCCAAGAAGAAAUUCAACAAGCGGUUCCACCCUCGUCAGCUGUGCCUUCUCAAAAAACAGUCCCAGCUCAAUCUUCACCAGCUUCUCAAUCUAAACAAACAGUCCCAUCUUCAUCAGUUCCCGCAUCUCCAAAAGUGACCCAACCUUUAGCAAUCUCUCAAAAAGCAGCUCCAUCUUCAUCGUCUCCUGCAUCUACAAAAUCUUCAGCAGUUUCUCUCUCUCAAAAAUCAACUACUACUUCAUCCGUCCAAUCUCCAAAAUCAACUACAACUUCAUCAGAAGAAAAAUCAUUUUUCAGAACACCGCCAAGUCAAAAAUCCAGCUCGCAAUCAUCUGAAAAAAGUGUGAUUAGCAGAGCUCCAACUGCUCUUAUUCCUACAAAAAAAGUUGAAAAGACAGACAAAGUGGAACCUAAAGCCUCUGUUCUUCGUGCUAGUUUCAUAGAGGAUGUCAAUGUUCCAGAUGGAACUGUGUUACCAUCGCAAGCUCAGUUUUUGAAAAUUUGGAAAAUGUCGAACGAUGGUGAUGUUGCUUGGCCAGAAACCACAGUAUUGCAAUUUGUAGGCGGACAAUGGAUGUUUAAUGAAACCCAUUCGAGAACAGAACAAGAUUCCCCUCAAUUCGCUGUCGGCGCUGUCGAACCAAAUAAAAAUUUGAGUAUUACGGCUGAUCUUCAAGCGCCUGCAGAACCUGGUCGAUAUGUCUCAUAUUGGCGUUUGACGGACGGUCGAGGAAAUCGCUUCGGUCAUCGUGUCUGGUGUGACAUUAUAGUCGAAGCUGCUGAUCAACAAACAAGCAUGUCAUCUUCCAUGAUAUUUCCUAUAUUGACUUAUGAUCAACAAUCAAUUUCAAUUGAUCAAUUCUCGGUUUCUGAAUCUACUACUCAAUCAGUGCCCAUCUCAACCCAAACCUCUAUACGUACAUCGGAUGUUGAAAGACUUGUAGACGCCGACGAAGAUCCGUUCCAAGAUCCUGCAAUUCCCUCCGAAAUUGAUUCGGAUUUACAUUUGGAAGAAAAUCGCACAAUUGACGAUCAAUCGCAAGCAACACUGUCCAUCUCUGAUUUCAUUGUUGUUGAAAAAUAUUCGGAAGAAUACGAAUCAGCUCCUCGCUCACAACUCUUGCAUCCUCAAAGAGAUAAUGAUGGUGACGACGACGACGAAGUAGAUGUUAAUGAUCUUAGCACGAAUUUAGAGGAGAGAUCUUUCAUCAAUGAUACGGAAACUUCAUCAAUCGCUGCUUCCGUCGAAGAGAACGAUUCAGUCGUUGAGCACAAUUCAUUUGUUGAUCACAAUUCAUUUGUUGAUCACGAUUCAGUUGUUGAUCACGAUUCAGUUGUUGAGCACAAUUCAUUUGUUGAUCACAAUUCAGUUAUUGAAGAACAAAAUGUCGAGAAUGAUUUAAAGGAAGAAUUCGAAUAUCAACAAGAAUUGCAACAGUUGACUGAUAUGGGCUUUUCAAAUACCGCCUUGAAUAAGGAUCUUUUGCUCGACCUUGAAGGGAGUUUGGAGAAAGUGUUGGAAUUUCUUUGCAAUCAAUAA